AUGCAGCAUUCCCAAUUGGCCCCGCUCCCGAAUGAUGUGCCCUUUCGCAUCGUGUCUAAAACCAUUGGCCAAGGUGCCUACGCUUGUAUCAAGAAAGCCUGCCCGUUAGACUCCGACAACCCGGUUUUCGCAGUCAAGUACAUCCACAAAGAUUACGCCGCACGCCACGGAAAGAUCAGCGCACGACAACUACAAUUGGAGGUGACGGUGCACAGACACGUCUCAGGCCAUGGAAAUAUCAUCAACUUCUACCAAACCGGCGAAGACGACGUAUGGCGCUGGAUCGCAAUGGAGCUGGCCGAGGGCGGGGAUCUCUUCGAUAAGAUCGAGGCCGAUGAAGGUGUCGGCGAGGAUAUCGCCCACGUCUACUUUUCGCAACUCGUCAGCGCCGUGAGCUUCAUGCAUUCCAAGGGAGUUGGUCAUCGAGAUAUCAAGCCUGAGAACAUGCUGUUGACUGGCGAUGGAAAUUUGAAAAUCGCCGAUUUCGGUCUGGCUGCUUUGUUCGAGUACAAGGGGACGCGCAAACUGUCCACUACCUUUUGUGGCAGUCCUCCGUACAUUGCUCCUGAGGUUAUUUCCUGCAGUACUCGUGGUCAGAACAAAGGUACUGGGUAUCAUCCUGAUCUGGUUGAUAUCUGGUCUUGUGGUAUUGUGCUGUUUGUCCUCUUGGCGGGCAAUACACCAUGGGACAGUCCGACGGACGAUAGUUUCGAGUACCAUGAAUAUGUUGAGACGAAUGCGCGAACAACAGACGAACUCUGGCAAAAAUUACCAACCGCGACAUUAUCAUUGUUGCGAGGCAUGCUAACCGUGGACCCCAAAAGUCGGUUCUCGCUGGAAGAUGUCAGAAGACACCCUUGGUAUACCCGUGCAAACAAAUUCCUCUCCAACGAUGGCAAGUUGAGAGAUCCUAUUAAUCUCGCCACUUCAAUGUUCGAAUCGCUUCAUAUCGACUUCAGUCAAGAUCCUCUAUCUCAACAAAGAAAAGGCGCAACUCGCAGCUUCGAUCCUAUGGACAUGGAUGUUGAAACAAAUGCGGGGUUCUCCGCAACCCAGCCAGAAAUGCUGGGCGGUGGCAUGGUAAUGGACUGGGAUAACCCGCAAGAAGCGGACGUCUUCUCCUCAACCCAGCCUCUCGAAAAAAGAUUUGCCUCUCAAGACGCAGCAAUGGCAAGCCACCUCGAAGACGAGCCUUCUAUGUCGCAGUUCUCACAGCAGCCUUCUGUGCCAGUGAGUCGAACUCAGAAUGCCCAAAAAUUCCAGGAUAUUAUUCCCUCCCGCUCAAUGACCCGCUUCUACUCCGCUUGGGAGCUUAAGCUUCUCGUGCCUCUUAUCUGUGAAGCGCUGCAUCGACUCGGGGUCCCGGUUCCUAUCGUGCCUGCUGUGACGGCUGGAGAUACCUCUGCUAUGAUCCGGAUUAUUGCCAAGGAUGGUAGAAUGUGUCCGCUCCAAGGGAAGGUGCUCAUCGAGUGUGUUUCCGAAGGCAUUUUGGAGGUUGAGUUUGUCAAAAUCAAAGGUGAUCCUUUGGAAUGGCGACGGUUCUUCAAGAAAGUAGCUAUCCUUUGCAAGGAUGCUGUCUUUAGGCCGGAUGAGUAG
Messenger RNA from Penicillium soppii, 1596 nucleotides. RefSeq lists its product as uncharacterized. Gene Ontology annotation, molecular function: protein kinase activity; ATP binding. The record is from RefSeq and is a predicted model, not a curated record. NCBI's taxonomy places the organism in Eukaryota, Fungi, Ascomycota, Eurotiomycetes, Eurotiales, Aspergillaceae. The transcript has 2 exons. Gene Ontology annotation, cellular component: cytoplasm; site of double-strand break; nucleus. Gene Ontology annotation, biological process: protein phosphorylation; mitotic G2 DNA damage checkpoint signaling. Bases 1 to 1596 code for a protein of 531 amino acids.